This is a messenger RNA of Colius striatus (speckled mousebird), 14220 nucleotides long. RefSeq names its product NOP2/Sun RNA methyltransferase 2 (gene NSUN2). The transcript has 22 exons. The coding region runs from base 2578 to 5097 and encodes 839 amino acids. NCBI's taxonomy places the organism in Eukaryota, Metazoa, Chordata, Aves, Coliiformes, Coliidae. Gene Ontology annotation, cellular component: cytoplasm; nucleus. Gene Ontology annotation, molecular function: tRNA binding; tRNA (cytidine-N5)-methyltransferase activity. The record is from RefSeq and is a predicted model, not a curated record. Gene Ontology annotation, biological process: tRNA methylation.
UGAUAUAUAAGACUAGCUUUCUAAGGUUCUCUUCAGAAUAUGUUUUAAGUAAUCCUAUUGAACUUUUAUUGUCCACUAACUCCACUUUAGCACUGAGUAGUAAAUCAACCUCCCCACCAUCCUCUCCUCAGGGAACUUUAUGACUAAGUGUUCAUCAAAACAGCUAGGAACAAAUGUCAAUUUAUAGUGUGAUAACAAAAACAACAAGGGAAGCCUCAAACAGCCCCUAAUUAAACUAAUUAUUAAAUUAUUUGAGAAACCCAGCAUUAAAGAAAUGGGUAUUCCUAUGUUCUCCCAAAGUUGGUCUUUUUGGAUAUUGGCUGAGAGCGGGAUUGGUCAUCACAAUCGACAUUACUGCAACUGCAGACAUGCAACUGGCAGUCCAAGGUCUUAUCUGUAGUGUGAAACACAUACCAGUGUCCUGGGUUUCAGCUGGAGUGGGUUCAUUUUCACAAGAAGCUGGAAGGGGGCACAGCUGAGACAGCUGACCCAGAUCAUAUGACAUCAUGCUCAGAAUAUAACUGGAGGAACUGCCAGAAUCUUGGACUGGAAUGGGAAUUUGAAGUGCUGGCAGGAGGUGUAUAAGUGAUACAAGAUGGAGGUGACCAAGCAGACCCUACAGUCAGAGAAGGAGGAAGAAAAGAGGACCAUCAGACCAGAGACCCCUCUGCAAGCCAUGCUACCCAAGGACUACUGCUUCAAAGGAGCUCUUCCAGAGGAAGUGAAACAGUAGCGGCUUUUCAGAACUCAUAAUAAAUUCAUUAAUGUGAUUAUUUAAAAUGCACUACAUUUCAACACACAGAAUGGGGUAAAAGAAGACUCUUCUAGUCUACAUUCACCUAUAUAAGUCCCUCAGUCCAGCAACAGCAAUAAUCAACUGAAAUGAAGAAAUCGCAGUACAGCUCAAAUUUGGGAACAAAUCUUUGCCUUGUUUUUUUAGCUUUUCCCAGACACCAAGGAUGAGUUAAGAUCCCAUGCCAAAGCUAAUCUCUUUCAUCGCAAGAACAGAAAAAAAAAGGGAGUAAAGACACACUCCUGGGUUUGCAAAAUACACCAGGCCAACCUUAUACCGUAUCCCUCUUGACAUUUAAGUCAAAAGCAACAGUGUCUCACAACAAGCAGUAGAAAAAAACCUGCAUAACAGCCAUGCUCUGCUUAAACUUAGCCUGGAAAAAAAAAAAAAAACAAAACCCUAUCUGCACUGUGUUACUAUGGUGGCAAAAUUGGUGGUGGAGUAUUACCAGUAACUAUUAUCAAGGACUUGAAGUGAAAAACAAAAUCCUAUUGGAGUGGCUGCUAAGCUGCCUUCUCCUGAGUAGUUUUACAAAGUACCCAAAUAUCAUGGACUGCAUGGCAAGAUGAGGCACUCAGCCUCAGCUUUUCUGCUGUUUUAAGGAAUCACUAGAAAAGACCCAGAAAGAUCACCGAGUCCAAAUGCUGAAAUAAUUAGAAAAUAUGAAAUGCCUAUAAAAUAUUAGAAAUGCCCAUAAUUAGAAAAUAGGCACUGUUUCACGAUAUUAAAAUUAUAUAAGCCUAUAGAGCUGAACUUGCCUUGUUGGAACACUGUCCUUAAGCACCUGGUGAAGUUCUUGCAUAAACGGCGGUCAUCCCAAGAGGUACAGCUCUUGGGAUGGAUGAUACGGCACAACGAGAGUGCGCCAAAAGCUCCCACUUUUCUGCCGUUUCCGAAAGGCACUGCAGCGCUCUACUGUGACCCACGAAACAGCAAAACAAAGCAGCAAGCAUCGCACUGUCGCAAAGACUUGCUGAGCGUAUUUAAAACUCAGAGCAUCGUAGCGUUAAGAGGUAGAAGCAACUUUAGCGAUUAUCAUACUAAAUGAUAAACGUUAACUAACAACGGAAUAUCAAUCCCCACAGUUGGAAAACUGUAGUAAAGACGUAACUAUCAAGACUGACCCUAAAUUGCCACAGAAGCGCACUUCUCCUGCCAUCUGCCACCCCCGUCCUCGCAGCACACCUGAGUGACAGCAACCGCCGCGCGAUAGCCCUCUCUGAGCGCCAGUGACCCCCACCACCGCCACCACCCAGUGCCCCAGCCCGUACCUGUGCGCGUAGUGCAGGACGAAGCAGCCCAGCAGCAGGCGGUUGGGCCAGGAGGCAGCUACUGCCCCGCCGCAAGCUGCGAGCCCGAGCGGGACGAGGAGGGAGGGCAGCUCCUGCAGCGCCCAGGCAAGGCGGGCGGGCAGCAGCCAGCCGAAGCGCCGCGAGUAGUACCGGCCGUAGGGCAUGGGGAUAAAGCGGAGCAGCAGCGCAGAGGCAGCGCCCAGCACCACCAACGCGUAGGAGAGCAGCUCUAGCAGCCGCCGCUCUUCCGGGCCCGCCGCCCGCCGCCAGAACUCGCACACGCUACCGCUUCCUUCCAUCCUACUCCACAAACAGCUCCCACCACCUCCGGCGCCUCCAUUCAUCGGCCGCCCGGCGCCGCGCCCACAGGCGCCGAUAACCAAUCGGCGUCGGGGGCGUUUCUUGGCACCGCCCCCUGAGUCCGCCGAUGGAGCAGCGCCACUGCGGGCAGGAGAGGUGCUUUGUGAGCGGAAGUUCCACCGGGGCGACGGUAUGACGCCGCGCCAAUCCGGAAGGAGUGCUGGGAGAGGGUUCGCGCAUGUGCUUAGCGCCGCGAGCACGCGGUGCCGUAGAAGUGUGAUCCUGUUGUGCCUCCGGCGGGGAGGGGUGGGAGCGGCCGUCCUCACGGCGGGGCUCGGCCGGCGCCUGAUCGCCAUGGGCCGCCGGGCGCGCGACCGCAGGCGGCAGCAGCAGCAACAGGAGCGGCAGGAACAAGGCGGCGGGGAUCAAGCGGGCUGGGCCGGCGGCUACCCCGAGAUUAUGAAGGAGAACGAGCUGUUCGAGCGCUACUACCGAGAGCUGGGCAUCGUACCCGCCGGCGAGUGGGACGCCUUCAUGGCGGCGCUGAGGGAGCCACUGCCUGCCACGCUGCGCAUCACCGGCUACCGGAGUCACGCUAAAGAGAUUCUUCACUGUUUGAAGGAGAAAUACUUCAGAGAACUGCAGGACCUGGAGGUGGAUGGCCAAAGAGUCGAAAUGCCUCAGCCACUGAGCUGGUAUCCUGAAGAGUUAGCGUGGCACACUAACUUGAGCAGAAAAAUCUUACGCAAGUCACCACAACUGGAAAAGUUUCAUCAGUUUCUGGUUAGCGAGACAGAGUGUGGAAAUAUCAGUCGUCAGGAGGCUGUUAGUAUGAUUCCACCUCUGCUGCUGAACGUUAACCCUCAUCAUAAGAUUCUAGAUAUGUGUGCUGCACCUGGAUCUAAGACUGCACAACUCAUUGAAAUGUUGCACGCAGACAUGAAUGUUCCUUUUCCCAAGGGUUUUGUAAUUGCUAAUGAUGUCGACAACAAGCGCUGCUAUUUGCUGGUUCAUCAGGCUAAGAGAUUAAACAGCCCAUGCAUCAUGGUGGUAAAUCAUGAUGCCUCCAGCAUUCCUAAUCUGCAAAUAGACGUUGAUGGAAGAAAAGAGAUCCUCUACUAUGACAGGAUUUUAUGUGACGUCCCCUGCAGUGGAGAUGGAACCAUGAGGAAAAACAUUGAUGUAUGGAGGAAGUGGACAACACAAAACAGUUUGCAACUCCAUGGAUUGCAGUUAAGAAUUGCAACACGUGGUGUGGAACAGCUGGCAGAAGGUGGGAGAAUGGUAUAUUCUACCUGUUCAUUGAAUCCUAUUGAAAAUGAAGCUGUGAUAUCAUCUCUGCUGGAAAAGAGUCAAGGUGCCUUAGAACUCGCUGAUGUCUCGUCUGAGUUACCAGGUUUGAAGAGGAUGCCGGGAAUUACAAAAUGGAAGGUAAUGCUGAAAGAUGGACAGUGGUUUGAAGAGUGGAAAGAUGUGCCUUCAAAUAGACAAACACAAAUACGUCCCACUAUGUUUCCAAUAAAAGAUGAAGAGAAACUAAAGGCAAUGAGUUUAGAGCGUUGUCUUAGGAUAUUACCACAUCACCAGAACACAGGAGGUUUCUUUGUGGCUGUGUUAAUUAAAAAAUCUCCAAUGCCAUGGAAUAAACGCCAGCCUAAGGUUCAUCGGAAGUUACCCCAAAGAGCAGGAGAUACUGAAGUGACAGCAGCUAAUUCAGAUAAUGAUUCUGAAUGUAUUGCUGAAGAACCAACAGUUAUUGAAAAUGAAGAGUCUAUGAAAAUGCAAGAAUUUCCAAAUUCAGACACUGACCAAAGCAAAAAAGAAGGAGUAUGUGGACCACCACCAUCUAAAAAAAUGAAGCUGUUUGGUUUUAAAGAAGACCCUUUUGUGUUUCUCCCUGAAGAUGAUCCAUUGUUCCUUCCUAUCCAGAAGUUUUAUGCAUUGGACUCAUCAUUUCCCAAGAUGAAUUUACUAACUCGAACUCAAGAAGGAAAGAAGAGACAGCUGUACAUGGUUUCUGAGGAGCUAAGGAAUGUGCUUCUGAACAACAGUGAGAAGAUGAAGGUUAUUAACACAGGAAUAAAGGUCUGGUCUCGCAACAGCGAUGGUGAACAAUUUGGAUGUGCAUUCAGAUUAGCACAAGAGGGAAUUUAUACUCUAUACCCAUUCAUUCAUGCAAGGAUUAUAAAUGUCUGCAUAGAAGAUGUUAAAAUUCUGCUAACCCAGGAAAAUCCAUUCUUAAGUAAAUUUAGCAGUGAAACACAGAAGAAAGUCAAAGAUAUGGUGAUGGGAAGUGUAGUUCUGAAGUACAGCCCAGACCCUGAAAAACCUGAUGAUCUUCAGUGUCCUAUAGUGCUGAGUGGUUGGCAAGGAAAGACAUCACUCCGUGCCUUUGUGCCCAAGAACGAGAGACUUCAUUACCUGAGGAUGAUGGGAGUUGAAGUGUUUAAAGCAAAGAGGAAAGAGGAAAAAAUGGAAAGUAAAACAGAGGAAGUUCAAAAUAGGCUGGCACAAAUAGAGGAAGGAAUGGAUGUAGAAGAUAAAGAACAAGAUUUAGCCACAAAAAUGGAAGCAGAAAUAGGUGAAGAAUCUUCCCACAGUCCUGUGGAAAGCAGUGGCAUGGAAGUAGAAAACAAAAUUGAGGAUUUAGAUGAAUCUAGUAAAAAUGCCAACAGUCAUGUAGGUGAGGAAAGCAGACACAGAUAUGAGUAAUGUGAAAGAUUAGGUUUCUUUCUCUAUUACUUGACAGCUUCUAUGAGGCUCACAUCCAGACUUGCUUUUAGCAUAGAAGUGUAUUUUAAAAUUUUGGUUGGAAUGGGAUGUUCCUCUCUUAAAGUUUCACUUAUUUUAUUUUUUAAAUGAAAACUAUAAACAAAUUUCAAGUGUGUUGUCUUUUUACUCUUUUAAGUUCCAUAUUACUGGUAGAUUUACGUGUCUGUUGCUGGCAAUGGACCGGUAAAAUCUAAAGCCUGUAUUAGAAAUGGAUUAGUGGUAUGUACAAAUGAACUACUGUGUAAAUGGUCAAGAAAUCCAUCAGAAGAAAAAAAUAGGAUUUUAUUCAGUGCAGUAGAUUGUAGGAUGUUCUAGAAGAACAUUUUUUCUCCUAAGGUCAUUUACCCCACCUACCACUCAUUCUGAUUAUUACUUAACGCUGGUUCUUUAAUGGAUAAGGGGGUCAGUGUGAGUAUCCAUACAAAUGCACAUGUAAGAUACCUGUUUAACAAUUCAGUUAACAUUCAUUGAAAAUAAAGCAGUGCACAGCAUCCUGGGGGAAAAAUAACCCAAAACCAAACCAAACCAACCAACCAAAAAACAACAAACCAAAAACACAGAAUGCAUUUUGCCAGAGACUGAAGUCUCGAAUUCUUCCUCAGUGUGAUGAAUUGAAUUGCUUGACAGGCACACCUAGUAAAUGUCAUUCACUAGAUCCUCAAGUAUGCAGAGUGUGUCUCAAAUUCAUAUCUUGAAAUGUGCCUAUUUAAGAGUCUGUGACUGCCCCUCAAAUCUACUGCAUCCAUCUCUUUCAUUUUUUCAAGUAGGAGUCAUCUCUGAUUUUUGCAAGAUAUUUAUUUAUAGCUGAAAUAACACUUUAAAAAAAAUGUGGUGCUGUAUAUAUGUAGAUGUUUAAAAGAGGUAACUUGAAAAAAGAAUUAGUUGGCUACCUCAGAAACUCAGAAAAUCCUUUGGGGCUUAGUGUCAGCAAUAACUAUUUGUACUUGUAUCAAGUUGACCUGCAACUAGUGGUACAAGGCAUUGUCCUCCACUGGAACCAUGACAAUAGAAAUAUUUCUGUUGCUUAUCAAAUUAAAUUUUUACCAUGUAUGUUUUCACUGAUUAAUUCCUGAUUUGGCUUGGAUCCAUUUGCUGUACGUUGCUACAAUGGACUUUCUGAUGUCUGCCCUUGAACUACUUCAUGAAAGGGAAUAUUCUUGAGGGAGAGACAUAAAAAUGAAAUAAUGCCAUGUCCUCUGAUAAAAUUUUAGUUUCAUGCAGUGAGGAACCAUUGACAGGACUAAAUUUCCUCCUGAGGGUGUGUAAAAUAGGUUAAUAAAAAAUCAAUUCUUGCUCUUGUAUUUUGCCAAGUUUUCAGUGUGUUCUUUGAGCUGUCAUGCUGCAGAUGCUUUUCUUGGCAACUGGACUGUAGGGUAGCACAGAAUAAUUUUCAUUUGAAUUAAAGUGUCUUUAAGGUAUAUUUUUUUAAUUCUUAAAGGAAAAAAAAAAUAGGAAACUAUAUGAGGAAAAAAAUAUAUCAACAUGAAACUUCAAGCUGAAACUUCACAUUGGUUUUCAUACCUUUACAUUUAUUCUGACAUUGAAAUGGAAGACUACUGUCAUUGUUAAGUUCUUGUCGCCAUCACAGUUUGCAGUACUCAACCCUCAGAAUGACUGACUUUAAUCUGUUUGAUCUUUUUGUACUCUAAUGAUCUCCAUAAAUUAACAGAUGGUCAAAUGUUAAAAUUUUCUGUGAAGAAAUUAGAAUAUGUUUUGAAUUGUGCCUGCUGUUACUGUGUCUACUGAUUAUCUCUGACCAGCAUUUAAAGCUUUGUUUCAGUCAGUGACUCAGGUAAGGAUACAAGUUUAUGAUAAGUGGAGCUGGUAAGAAUAAUUGUUGAGACAGAUAAUCCGGAGAAAUCAUUGAAAAGCCAACUAGAGAAUUUUUUUUGACUGAGCUUACUACUGGCAGACUAAAAUGAGAGUAUAAAUCUCUUAUAUGAGAGCUAAAGUAGGUUCUUGGAUCAUAAACUGACUGAAAUUGAGUAUAACUUAGACUUCAUUUUAAAUCCUUGGAAUAGUCCCAUUUUCCCUACAUUAUCUAUGAAAUUUUGCUUUGCUCGUGCCUUUUUGGAGGGGUUUUUUUACUGUCAAGUGCAAGUGGGAGAUUUCAGCCAAGAAACUGGGAGUCUUAUUUUCUUGUGCUGAUAAUCACAUUUACUCUGUAUCUCCAAAAACCCCCUCAGAGAUUGCAGAUUAUUACUUUUUUUAAAUAUAGUGAGUUUGCUUUCACCAGUUUCUCUGUCCCAGUUGCUGUUUCCUUGGUUGCCGGAAAGGAAGAUGCCCAGGCAGUGGCUGAAAGCACUGUUGUAGCCUCGCAGGCUCAGAGCCUGAUGAAAUGGGAUAUGUUUUGUUCUUCUGUCUCUGCUGAGUGUUGUGCUACUGUGGUUGGGAUGGUUAAGUGACUGAGCCUAUGCUUGGGUGAUUUUGAAUGUGAGCUGCAAAUAAUUUAAAAGGAAGAUGGAAGAAGAGUGAUAGGCAAUUAUGUUCAGCUCAAAGCCAAUCUUUAUAAGCAAUCCUAGUUAAAUGUUGUGAGAUGGUUGCACUUUUUUAGCAAUACUGGACUGUAGAUGUUUGCAGUGAUGAUAGGGAGUUUAAUAUGUGAUAGAGGGGAAACAAGAGAUUUUCUGCAUCUAAAUGAAUAGUCCAAUUCUGUUCUGCUUAGAGAUGGCCUCAGAAGUUGCUGGACCCUUCAGAAAAUAAUUUCCUGACUGAAAAACCUGUAAGGAAAAGGAGGGAAAACACCAAAAUACUCUUCUGUAGCUUUUUCUUCAGUAUUUAGCUGAUGUUAGUCAUUGCUUUGCAAAUUAAAAUUUUCAUACUUUGGCACAAAAUUAAUAUACCAUCAUCUAGUGCCACCAAGGUGAUUUUUUUCCUUAAAUGUCUGAAUCUUGUUAAUUCCCAGUGAAACUUCUCAAAGUAUACAGCCUCCUGGAGAAAGUUCUGCUUAGAAACUUGUAGGCUCAUCAAAGUAAAUCUAUUUAACUCCUGGAAGAACCUCUAUCUGAUGCUGCAGCAAAGGGAAACCGGUGUUGCAGCAGGAAGACGCCAGCACUGAGAAGCAGCAGCAGUGUGCUGGUGCGAGUCCUUUAAACAAGCCCCAGCAAAGUGAGGCAGACACAACAGCCCUUCAGUUCUUCCCGGCAAGUGCUCAGCUGAGGCUGUUGGGUAGUAGGCACGUGGGGUGGCUGUGUGGCCUGCUCUCUUGCUGGGGAGGUGGUGGCAUGUAGUUUGGCCAGCUGAUGCAAGGCAGCUCCCUUUGGGCAAGGCCGCUCGACAGGCACAUAGUCCCGCUUUUCUGUUUAAAUGAGUUACCCAUGCAUAGCUUUAGUAGGAUGGGUAACAACUCAAGGUACUCUGUCUACACUCCCAGCUGAGCCAUAUACCUCUUUGUAUUUCUGAUGUUUUGCAUCGUCCGCUCUCGUUUUCCAUUUGUCAUUCCUUGAAAUUAUUGACUCUGCCACUUUUUGUGUAGCUAAAAGGCUUUCAGGUGUGUCAGCAAUGGACUUUUGCCCAUUCCUAAAAGGAAAACCUAUAUGAACAGUGGCCAAAACAGUUCUUUCUUACAAUUCCUGUAAGGACAGAGCAAACAUAACAUGACCUGUGUGCAGAAUAUUCUGCCAGAUUCCUGGGGUUUCUUGAACCUGAGGUGUCUUCUUAGGGGUUUAAUGGUCCUUUUUGUAUUUUUCCUUCAUGAAUUUGCCAGUUGCUCCCUGAGACCAUGUGAACUUUUGGCACUCAUCUUGUGGCAAGAAGCCCCAACAUCUACCUGUUGUGCAAAGUUAUUUUUGCUCCUAAGAGCUUUGUUUGAUGAUCCCCAAUUCUUGCAUUGGACAAGACAACAAAUGGUUGCUGACUAGUUUCUUCAGGACACUUGUGAUUUUAUUGUGCUCUUGUCAUAUACCUUGUCGGUCACUUGUUUUGCAAGCUGAAGAAUCCUAGCUUACUGUUUUGUUCCAUAUAUGGAAACUCUUCUAAACCUUUCAUCAUCUUAUGUUUCUGAACUUUUGUCAGUUUCUAUGUUUCUUUUCCAGAUGGAGGAGCCAGAACUGCACAUGAUGCUUAGGAUGUGACAUUUGUGCAUGUGUGUGGUCUGUGUUCUGUCCUCCAGUCAUCUGGUUGGCAGGUUUUUUAAUGAUACUGAAUAUCAAGCUGAUGCUUCAAUUGAUUUGCUUAUCAUAAUCUCAUUAUUAUGUUCUGCUGUUUUACACGUGUUAGCAUUAUUCUUCCCCACAUAAAAUCACUUUUAUCUAUAUUGAGUUUUAUUGGUAAUUUUAUCACCUGGUUUUUCAGCAUUGUAAGGUCCUCCUGCAAUUCUUUGUAGUUGGACCAACAGCUACUGAUUUAAUUGUAUCCAACCCAGAAUAUAUUUCAGGAAGUCUGCAGGCCCUUGGCAACUCUGAAGGGAUCCAGAGCUCGUUGUUUCACUAAGACAAGAUCAUAGGUGAGGAAUUUUACAUUGAAAUUUUGGGAAGGUGGAUGACCAAGCACCAAAGAGAGUACAGUAUUUUCUUUCCAAUAUUUUUUAAAAAUUAAAUAUCUAUUCACAAAAUACCAUCAUAGAAUGCCUUUUGUCUGUAAUAUACCACCUUAUAGGAGAGGGGAAAAUGUCCUUAGGAACAGAGCAGUCAGACUUCUGGAGGCUCCCUUGAAUCUUUUCCAGGGCUCCUUAAACUAGAAGACUUAUCUGUGAAGCUCUUGAGAACCACUCUCUAAAUUCCCAUUUCCUGUGGCUUCUCAGGCUUCACAUUCACCAACUAACUCAUUAUGCAACAAGUUGAUACCCUGAACACUCUUACCAGGAGGUCUUGCUCAUGUAGGUCUGAAUGUUUCCUUUGCCAGCCAAAUCUUCAGCUGGCACUCCAGGGCAGUGAAAAGGGUGUUGGAAAAACAACCUGAAAUACUAAAAAUAUAUUUCAGAUGUUCCAAGUGGAUUUAAAAAGCCAUUUUACCCUGUAGAAAACUGCAUUUUUAACUUGUUGUGUGCUGUUGUCUGAUUUUUUGCAAAUGCAAAAUCUCUUGGGAAAGGAAAUUCCAGGUCCUGCAUGGAAGCAAACAGCAUCACGAACCCAACACCAUUAUAAAAUAGUGGCAUCUCCCAAUAAGAAAUAUGAAUGUAAUGACAGCUAACAUAAUUAAAGCUUCCUAACAAUUUUUUUGAACCCACUUGCUAAUGUAUCAGCAUAAGGCUAGUUUCUUAACCCAAAGAAAAAGGCAGAAGUAAGAGGGGAGGAGUGGAGGGAGGGCAGAACAGAAAAUGUUCGGUAACACCCAUGGUGCUGAGUCCAGUUACGUAGAAUGUAAAGCCAAGUGGUGGGUAACUUAUGAUUCAAGGUGAGCCAGAUGAAGGAUGGUUCUCAGCAACUGUUUUUUUAAAUGGCAGAGGAAUUUCAUGUUCAACUAGGAAGCCUUAUACAUUCCACAUGCUUGCCAUGAAGAAGUGAGCCAGCCUGAGUUUGUAGAAGACCUACAGACAGCAGCUGAGGACAGUGCAACAAGAGCCAGUCAAUCACUGAGAGCUUUUUCUGUUUGUAAAAUCACAGAAACACAGAGGUAUUUCAGUUGGAAGGGGCCUGUGGAGAUCACCUAGUCUAAACCCCUGCUCAAGCAGAGCUAACUCCAAGGUUGGGCUAAUUUGCUCUGAGCUUUGCCCAGAUCAGUCUAGAAAAUCUUUAAAGAUUUGCACACCUCUCUGGACAAGCUCUUCUAAUCCUUAACCAUUCUUGUCAGGAAGAAUUUUUUUCCCAUAUGUCCAGUUCAAGUUUUUCCUGCUGCAACUUCUGCCUGUUGCCUCUGAUCCUAUCACUAUGUACCCUUGCGAAAAGUUUGGCAUAUUCACUGUUGAGGUGAAGAGAGGAGCUGAAAACCCUUUAACAGUCUUUUCUGUAGGUUACCCAAAGCCAGCUCUCUCCUCCUCUCCUCAUUAUAGCCUCCCAGUCUCUUGAUGGGCCUUUACUAGUGGCCCUCUCCAAUUGGCAGAUCUUCUAAUCGAGGACUCACACUGGACACAACACUGGAGAUUUAGCCUCACAAGCAACAAGUAGAGGGAAAUCUAACUCUCAUAGAUGUCUGCUUUCUCCCUGAGUAGAUCUUUGUUCAUCCAUGGAAGCCUCCUGUCUCCUUUUCUCACUUUUCUACUUGCAGGGAUACACCAGUCUUGGGCUUGGAGGAAGUGGCACUUGAAGAUCAACCAGUUCUCUUGGGCACUUCUACCAUCUAGGAUCCUAUCCCAUGAGAUCCCUCCAAGCAGGUCUUUGAAGAGGACAAAGUCAGUUCACUUGAAAUCCAGGGUUGCUAUCCUCCUCAGUGCCUUGCGUCUUCCACACAGGACCUUAAACUCUUGGUCACUGCAGCCAAGGUUGCCUCCAACCCUCACAUCCCCAACCAGACCAUCUUUAUUUGUCAACACGAAGUCCAGCAGCACACCCCUUCUCAUUGGUUCCACCUGUGACAGGAAAUUCUCAUCGUCAUUCUGUAGGAACCUCCUGGACUGUGUGUGCUUGGGUGAGUGGCUUUGCCAGCAAAUAUCAGUGUGUUUGAAGUCUCCCAUGAAGACCAGGGAUUAUGAUCAUGAGGCAGCUCCUGAUCAGGUGGCCUAUAACAAACUACUAUAACAACAUCACCUACAUUACCCUGCCCCUUAAUUUUCACCCACAAACAUUCAACCUGCCCCUCAUCCCCACCCAUACAGAGCACAAUACUCUCUAAUUGCCCUUAUAUAGAGACCCACUCCACCUCUUCUUCAGACAAUCUCAAAGUACUAAUGAAACAGCAAUGGAAAGUGUUUUUCAUCCCCUCAUCUGAGGCCCUAUCUUGAUUUCUGAGGGGGGUUAUCUACCUUAGCUUGAAAUCCUCUUAAACCUGCAGGUUAGAGUUUUAGACACUACAGUUUCUGAUCCUAAAGAGGGUUGAAUCCAAUCAACUUUUUCUCUCUCAUAGAAAAAAGUAAUUAACUGAAAGCAUAACUAUGACAGAAGGAUCAAUGGAAGAUAAUAUGUUUGGCAUGUUGCUAAGAGAUCUCUAGAUAGCCAGGUUGGUCACAGAACAUGCACCAUUUGGUGUAAAGCCCUUGCAGUGCUAAGUCUCUCUGAUUGCAAUACAUUAUCUGUCACACUGCUGAAAAACUCUCUGAACUGUGGAGAAAGGGGACAUCUUACUUCUUUGAGCUCUUCACCUUCUCCCACAGAUAAUAGGAGCUGGUUGUUGGUGGCCCAUAGUAAGUUGUCCACAUUUUCUGAAGAAAUUUCCUUCUGCCUUCUCUAAUGUAAUCAUUUAGUGCCUGUAGGAUCUUUUGUACAAAUUGACAGAAACAAGAAGUUGACAUCACCUUCUUACUGAAUGGCUGUUUACAAGGGGAAAAAGAAACUGACCUCUUUCCAAAAGGGUUGAAUAUUGCUAUGUCUCUUGUGCAACCUUCUUUGCUUCUAUGGGCAUUUUUUCACCACCUUGAGUUUUGCAGUCUCAGUCAGUCUGUUCUCUGUUUUUAAAGAUACGAUUUGCAUAGGCACAGUCCUUAUGGUGUUUAUAGUAAACCAGUUUUUUAAUAAAUGUUUCUAUAUCCUAUCAUUUCCUAGAUUUUAAUCUGAUUUAAAAAAAAAAAAAGGUAGAGGGAUAAGGGCACUCAGCUGAUCUGAAGUCACCUACACCUUAGAAAUAUGUGGUUUUUUACACCUUAGUAGUAUACUUUUGUGGAGGGGAGUUUAAAUUGAUUGCUGCAAAAUCAGCUUAAAUUAUCUGGAUUUCUAUAUUUUAUUGUUACCGUAACAUUAGAGCUUGUGAAAGGUGCCAGACUGACAGCCUUGAAGUUAAUCCGAUUGUUCCAUUAUUUCCCGGCUCCUCCCAGCCUUUCAAAGACAUCUGCUUUUUCCUAAUCUCCCAUAACUCUCUUUUUCAGAUGAUUGCUGAGGCUUUUGAGACAGCAAGAACCACUUCCCUAGGUAUCCUUAGAUGAUGCUUGUCUAAUCUGAAGAUGUCUAAUGUAUUUCAUUAUGUUUAAUUUCAUUACUCUCUAUCUCAUUCUUUCUCUGGUGUCUGAGACCUUUUCAUCAAUACUAUGUGCCUGAACAGUGCCAUCUUUUUAAAGGGCUUUUUAAAGCGCUUAUCUUUUUAGAUAUGUUAAUUAGUCUUUAGAGAGAACAAAUUCAAAAGAAGUAACAGACAAUCCAGCUUGAAGUUCAUCCACUUAUUCCUUUCACUUGACUAUAUCAGUAUUUUCUUUGGGCCAUUCAACAAAGUGUGUGCCAACAGCAAUAAACUACUCUCAUAUAUGGCACAUUUUAAGAGAUGGCCCAGAAACAACCUGUCAAAAGAAGCUGAAGCACAAGCAGCCUGUGAUACCAGUUCACAGGCUGUUGUUCUAUAAAUGUUCUUCGGAGGGGGAUAUGACCUUGUUCAAGAAACUGUUCAAAAGCAGUGCCUCCCUGCACCCCUGAAGGAUGUAGGGUGGGUCUGCAGGAGCUGAGGUAGUCCUGCAGCACAGAGCAGUGUGCACAAGCAGUGCUUCUCUAGAGGUGGGCAAGCAGAACAAUUGCAAACACAAAACAAAGGGUGCUUUCACUGAUGUGAAAAGCUUAAGGGAAAACCUUGCUCAGCCUGACUGAAUAUGUUCUUAAACACUGUGCCUGCUGCUUCUCAUGUGGAUGCAUCCUAGCAGUAAAGUGAAACGAGCUGUGAGUCCUAGGGAAGGCUGCAAGGGAGAGAAAGCUUUGGAGAGAGGUGAUGAACUGGAUGGGAAAGUAGAAGGACAAAGGAUAAGCACCAGGAGAAACUUGGGAAGUUGGGGAAGAUUGCUGGGAGAAACAGGAACCCUGAAAUAUUUGGAAUAAUAAGCAAAUGAAGACAUUGCAGCUGGCUGUGGUGAACAAAAUAGUAGGUACCAAACCAAAAUGGCACAUAAAAGAGUAGCUUGUUCCAACAGGCCCGUUUGGUAUGUGUUCAGAGCUUGGAACAGACAUAGCCUGACACUGCUAGCUGCAAAUUAAAUUAUGUUAUAGUAUACAACACAUUAUAAAUAUUAAUGCAUACUCUAUAGUCAAUUUUUAUUAUAUACACAUACUGAAACUA